GACAGCCUCCAAACCGCCAUAGGGCCUCUCACAAGAAGUUGCGAGACAUUGUCAUGAGAGUGACAGCGAUGUGGAGCACUGCGACCCCUUGUGAGAGGAACUGGUCCUCUCUCGAUCUUGUCCACGACAAGAGAAGGGGCCCGCUGUCGCCUGACAGCCUCGCCAAGUUAGUGUACAUCUACUGGAAUCUUCAGCUGUUGGACAUCAAGAAGAAGAAGAGUACAGGAAGCUUGGCAGGGUACUUGGACAUGUGGGCUGCAUUUUUCGAUGAAGUGGAGCCACCAACGCCGAAUGAUUCUGCAGUGUUGCCAAGGGCUGCAACUACAGCAGACUUGAGUGACGACGAAGUGGCCCGCCGGGCAAAUCUAACGAAGAUCCCCCGAGCUAGAGUCAUGAAGCCUCAUGUCGUUGAUGGAUCAAGCUCAACGGACAGCACUGAUGAUGGGGAGGACCUAAUUUGGAGAGGCAAAGGCAAGAACAAAAAGGUUGUUGUCGAUGACGGCGAAGGCAAGGCGCAGAUGGAUGGCAAAGGCAAGACGCAGAUUGAUGUGGACGAUGAGGAAGAGGAUAUUGAGGAGAGCGAGGAAGAUCGAGCGACAUAUCUAGCGACGACAACGAGCUGGAUGACGACCUCACACGACCUCGAUGACGACGUUGAGAGGGCGAGGGCGCAGUCCCUUGCUCAUCGUGAUCGCGCCCUUGUGGAGCAACGGAUUCGAGAAGAAGUAGCAAAACAAAGUGUUGUCCCCCCUCCGAUGAGGAUGAACUAUACAACGGCGGGAAUGGGCGGAUGUCUACCGGCGGAGGGGGUUCAGCAGCAGCGACAUGCAGAAGGCAUGCAACGGGAACAACAAGAGGAAGACGUUCAGCAGCACCAGCAGCGAGAGGAAGGCCUGCAGGAGCAAAGACAAGAGGAAGGCCUGCAACAGCAAGAUGAUUGGCAGCAACACCGAGAGGAAGGACUGCAGCAGCAGCAGGUGCAGCAGCAGGAUGAUCGGCAGCAACAGCAGCAACAAGAACAACACGACGGAGUAGAGCAGCAACAGCAACAAGAAGAUGGACCGCAUCCGCAACAGCAACAGCACAAGGAUGGAGCGCAGCAGCAGCAACAGACAAAACGGGAUGGACCGCAGCAGCAUGGGCAGCACAAGGAUGGAGCGCAGGAGCAGCAGCAGCAGACAAAGCAGGAUGCACUGCAGCAGCAUCAGCAGCACAAGGAUGGAGCGCAGCAGCAGCAGCAGACAAAGGAGGAUGGAAUGCAGCAGCAGCAGCAGCAAGAGCACGAUGGUCCGCAUAAGCAACUGGAGCACGAUCCGCUGCAGCAGCAGCAAAAAGAAAACGGGAGUGCAACGGGAGUCGCUCGAGUCGAGGGCGUGCAGCACGACAACUUGGACGUGAGUCUGGCGGGAAGGAAGAAGAAGGUGCAGCCUGACACAGGUCCAAAAGUGGCAAGGAAAAGGGGGCGCCCGCGAAAGUACCCACUUCAGCCAGCUCCAUCAGCUUGCGCUCAGGUUGGCGAGGAUGGUGGUGAAGGGGGUGAGGUGGAACAGCAUGUGAUUGGAGGAAGGAAGGUGCAAGGGGGCCCUGCACUCACAGUGGACGGUGUGGAGACACACCCGUCGAAGCGGCCGAAGAGGAAGGCGGCGAGGAAGGCGAGGGUCGUUGAGGACGAUCCGACAGAUGCAUAAGAAAGCAGCAAUGGGAGUGAAGAAGAUGAUCGGGAAAGCGACUGGGAAUAGGGCUCGGCGGGGGAGGAAGCUGGAAGGCCAUACACUUGUACUGAUCUGAGGACUGAUGAUGUUCAACGGUCAUAGUCGAAGUGGUGUUUUUUUUGCACAGUUAAUCCCUUGGGUUUUCCAAGGCAAUCAAUGUUGUGCCUUUUC
Messenger RNA from Chara braunii, 1883 nucleotides. NCBI's taxonomy places the organism in Eukaryota, Viridiplantae, Streptophyta, Charophyceae, Charales, Characeae. The record is from the annotation of a GenBank genome assembly.